UCCGAGCACUUGGGCGCGAGCAGGAACGGGGAACGGAGCUCCGGUCCCAGCGCAGCCACCGCGAUGAGAGGCGCUCGCGGCGCCUGGGAUUUUCUCUGCGUCCUGCUCCUGCUGCUCGGCGUCCAGACAGGCCCUUCUCAAGCAUCUGUGCGUCCGGGGAAACCGUCUUUCCCAUCCAUCCAUCCAGCAAAAUCAGAGUUAAUAGUCAGUGUCGGCGACGAGCUUAGGCUGACCUGCACCGAUCCAGGAUUUGUCAAGUGGACUUUUGAGACCCUGCGCCAGCUGAGUGAGAACACACACAACGAAUGGAUCACAGAGAAGGCAGAGGCGGGCCACACGGGCAAUUACACGUGCACCAACAGAGAUGGCUUGAGCAGGUCCAUUUAUGUGUUUGUCAGAGAUCCUGCAAAGCUUUUCCUCGUAGACCUUCCGUUGUAUGGGAAAGAAGGCAACGAUACGCUGGUCCGCUGUCCUCUGACGGACCCAGAAGUGACCAAUUACUCCCUCAGGGGGUGCGAGGGGAAGCCUUUUCCCAAGGACUUGACGUUUGUUGCUGAUCCCAAGGCUGGCAUCACGAUCAGAAACGUGAAGCGCGAGUACCAUCGGCUCUGCCUGCACUGCUCUGCGGACCAGAAGGGGAGGACGGUGCUGUCCAAGAAAUUCACCCUGAAAGUGAGGGCAGCCUUCAGAGCUGUACCCGUCGUGUCAGUGUCCAAAACAAGCUCUCUCCUGAAGGAAGGGGAAGCCUUCUCCGUGACGUGCUUUAUAAAAGAUGUGUCUAGUUUCGUGGACUCGAUGUGGCUAAAGGAAAACAGCCAGCAGACUAAUGCACAGACACAGAGUAAUAGCUGGCAUCGCGGUGACUUCAAUUUUGAACGUCAGGAAAAGUUGAUUAUCAGCUCAGCAAGAGUUAAUGAUUCUGGAGUGUUCAUGUGUUACGCCAAUAAUACUUUUGGAUCAGCAAAUGUCACAACAACCUUGGAAGUAGUAGAUAAAGGAUUCAUUAAUAUCUUCCCCGUGACGAGUACUACAAUAUUUGUAAAUGAUGGAGAGAAUGUGGAUCUGAUUGUUGAAUAUGAGGCAUAUCCCAAACCGGAGCACCAGCAGUGGAUCUGUAUGAACAGAACCUUCACUGAUAAAUGGGAAGAUUACCCCAAGUCUGACAACGAAAGUAAUAUCAGAUAUGUGAGUGAACUUCAUCUAACCAGAUUAAAAGGGAACGAAGGAGGCACUUACACAUUUCAAGUGUCCAAUUCCGAUGUCAAUUCUUCGGUGGCCUUUAAUGUUUAUGUGAACACAAAGCCAGAAAUCCUGACCCUCGAAAGUCUCACGAAUGGCAUGCUCCAGUGUGUGGUUGCAGGAUUCCCAGAGCCCGCGGUAGAUUGGUAUUUCUGUCCAGGAGCUGAGCAGAGAUGUUCUGUCCCUAUUGGGCCAAUGGAUGUGCAGAUGCAAAACUCGUCUCUGUCACCGUCUGGAAAACUAGUGGUUCAGAGCUCCAUCGAUUAUAGUGCCUUCAAGCACAAUGGCACAGUCGAGUGUAGGGCUUACAACAAUGUAGGCAGGAGUUCUGCCUUUUUUAACUUUGCAUUUAAAGGUAAUGGCGAAGAACAGAUCCAUUCCCACACCCUGUUCACACCUUUGCUGAUUGGCUUUGUGACCGCAGCUGGAAUCAUGUGCAUUAUCGUGAUGAUUCUUACCUACAAAUAUCUACAGAAACCCAUGUAUGAACUACAGUGGAGGGUUGUUGGGGAGAUCAAUGGAAACAAUUAUGUUUACGUAGACCCAACACAGCUUCCUUACGAUCACAGAUGGGAGUUUCCCAGACACAGGCUGAGGUUUGGGAAAACUUUGGGUGCUGGUGCCUUCGGGAAAGUGGUUGAAGCCAUUGCAUAUGGCCUGGCUGGGUCAGAUGCGGCCAUGACCGUUGCCGUUAAGAUGCUCAAACCAAAUGCCAAUUUAACCGAACAAGAAGCCCUAAUGUCUGAGCUCAAAGUCUUGAGUUACCUCGGUAAUCAUAUGAAUAUUGUGAAUCUUCUUGGAGCAUGCACCGUUGGAGGGCCCACCUUGGUCAUUACGGAAUAUUGUUGCUAUGGUGAUCUUUCGAAUUUUUUGCGAAGGAAACGUGAUUCAUUUAUUGGCUCCAAUCAGGAAGAUCACGGAGAAGUGGCACUUUAUAAGAACCUUCUGCAUUCGAAGGAGCCUUCCUGCAGCAACAGUAUUAAUGGAUACAUGGACAUGAAACCCAGCGUUUCUUACGUCGUGCCAACCGAGGCAGGCAGAAGGAGAUCUGCGAGAAUAGGCUCACGCCAAGAAAGAGAUGUGACUCCCGCCGUCAUGGAAGAUGAUGAGUUGGCUCUAGAUCUAAACGACUUACUGAGCUUUUCUUACCAGGUGGCCAAGGGCAUGGCAUUCCUGGCCUCGAAGAAUUGUAUUCACAGAGACUUGGCUGCUAGAAAUAUCCUCCUUACUCACGGUCGAAUCACAAAGAUUUGUGAUUUUGGUCUAGCCAGAGACAUCAAGAAUGAUUCUAAUUAUGUGGUCAGAGGAAAC
Molecule: messenger RNA, 2550 nt
Organism: Nyctereutes procyonoides (raccoon dog)
Lineage: Eukaryota; Metazoa; Chordata; Mammalia; Carnivora; Canidae
Product: mast/stem cell growth factor receptor Kit-like
Exons: 17
Biological process (GO): multicellular organism development; positive regulation of cell migration; positive regulation of receptor signaling pathway via JAK-STAT
Cellular component (GO): signaling receptor complex
Molecular function (GO): ATP binding; transmembrane receptor protein tyrosine kinase activity; cytokine binding
Source: RefSeq, a predicted model, not a curated record